AUGCAAUUUCGUUUGACAACUGACCGGCAGGCACGAUCAUUCUCUGCUUCCUCCACGCUAACAGCACCAUCAAAUGAACCCUUCAAGACUCAUCUGCCUGUAAAGCACAGCGAGCCGACUGUGCAUAGCUUCUAUCAUAAGUCUACAUCUACAUUUUCUUACGUCGUUGCAGGCAGUCCGUAUGAUGCAGAAUCUGGAGUCUUGGAUGUCGUCAUCAUCGACAGCGUGCUUGAUUACGAUGCGGCAUCCGGCUCAGUGACGACCGAGUCAGCUGAUGGGCUAAUGUCAUUCUGCGCGGCCCAAAAUUACAGAGUGACGGCGGUUCUCGAGACUCACGCUCAUGCCGAUCACCUGAGUGCUGGAUUCUACAUAUCACGCUCAUUGCACGUCGGGCACCUGAACCGUGUAGCAAACCCGCCACUCAUUAUCGGCAAAGGAAUCGAAGAAGUGCAGCGACGCUUUGCGCCUCGCUAUGGCUUGACGCAAGGUGACCUUCAAGGCUCAUUUGACCUUUUAAUCGACGAAAAAAUGAAUUUGCGCGUCGGAAACUCUCGCAUUAACGCAAUCCAUCUGCCUGGACACACGCCUGAUCAUAUGGGCUACCAAAUUGGCGAAAAUAUUUUUACGGGUGAUGUUGUCUUUCUCCCGGAUGUAGGGUCAGCACGCGCUGACUUCCCAGGCGGUAGCGCAGAUCUGCUUCGUGCUUCGAUUCAUCGCUUACUCGACGCAAGUCCGCAAACGCGCCUAUAUGUCGGUCAUGACUACCCGCCACCGUCACGUGCUGACCCAAAAUGCUUCUCGACCAUCUCUGAAACACAACACGAAAAUGUGCAUCUAAAGAAUAUGGACGAUUUCGUCCAGCGACGUCUUAUCCGCGACAAAGAACUAGCGGCACCCCGAUUACUACACCCAUCUCUGCAAGUGAAUAUACGUGGUGGACGCUUGCCUCCUCCAGGACCGGAUGGCGUUAGUAGAAUGCAAAUACCGUUGACCGCUGGCUCUGCUAAUCUAUUGUAAUAAAAUGCAACCGUGCCAAGUUUGUAACCCACAGAGUAGUUUAUCUGUAAAGAAGCACCGCAUUUUAGUCAUACAUAUUACUUUCCCAUUUGUCCGGCCGAAAAUCCAAUUGCCAAUUCUUUUUCUCUUUUCCCAAAGGACUUCAGCGAUCGCGAUUGGAAAAAUGAGCACUAAGAAUUGAAUUUUCCUGCACUUACUGUUCGAAAUCAAGUCAUAUUGUCGAAUUUCGUUGAUGGAUCUAUUUACUUCUUCUUGUGUACUUUAAGCCUACAGGUC
Molecule: messenger RNA, 1293 nt
Organism: Meira miltonrushii
Lineage: Eukaryota; Fungi; Basidiomycota; Exobasidiomycetes; Exobasidiales; Brachybasidiaceae
Product: Metallo-hydrolase/oxidoreductase
Exons: 2
Coding region: 1-1017 (338 amino acids)
Biological process (GO): glutathione metabolic process; hydrogen sulfide metabolic process
Molecular function (GO): sulfur dioxygenase activity
Source: RefSeq, a predicted model, not a curated record